Asparagus officinalis (garden asparagus) is the source of this 620-nucleotide messenger RNA. RefSeq lists its product as uncharacterized. Bases 25 to 333 code for a protein of 102 amino acids. NCBI's taxonomy places the organism in Eukaryota, Viridiplantae, Streptophyta, Magnoliopsida, Asparagales, Asparagaceae. The record is from RefSeq and is a predicted model, not a curated record. The transcript is spliced from 5 exons.
GAGCUGCUAUUUUUGGGUGCAGCAAUGGAGAAGACUAAACCCGCUCCGAAGAGAAGAAAGAUCGAAGCCAAAGAUCGAAGGACUCUCCCCUCACAGGCUGCUACUGAUAAGGGGAAAACAACAUUACACAAUACAUCGGUUCCCACUGAACAAGCUAGGGUAAAAGAUUUGAAGAUUCAGCAGGCCAAGAUGUACGCAGUAACACAAGCACAACAUGAAGGAUGGCUUGGUAACUUUAGAGGCUUUGACUCUCCAUUUGGGAACUAUCUCGUGCCUGUAAUCCCAACUCAUGCUGACUUAUUUGGGGCGGCUGGUCCUUUGAAGAAUCCUUGAGGAAAGAAAGAUUCCAUUGUGCUUGCACCUUACCAAUGCAAGCUCUUCACGAGAGUUGCAGAUACUUCAAAUUAUUUACUGGUAAGAGAUGCUCCCUGUGAUUUGAAAUUUACAUUUCGAGGGAUUUAGCUUCAUCUGAUAUAAAGCUUUUACACUUGAUUUCAUCGAAUAGCAAUGUACUGUGCAGCUGUUCACUUUCAUGUUCAAGUUACUGAAUUAGACGGUUAAUAUGUUCUAAUAUAACAUUUGUGUAUAAUUGAAAUCACGAAAACAAAUUUUAAAACUUC